UAAACAAGCUGACUGUCAGAGUUAGCUGCCAGCCCUGCGAGCGUCUGGGCUGAGUCUCCUUUUGAGGGAGUCGGACGUUACUGACAGGGAAAGUGAGCAAAGGAGAAGAGGGAGAAAGUAGGGGGAACAGGAAAAGAGACGGGACAGAAAGACAGGAAAACCCAUCAUAAAAAAGGACAGGAAAGAAUUGACAGGAGAGAAGGGAGAAGACGAGGAACAGACAGACUGAACUGAGCUUCAGUCUCUCUUCCUCUCCUUUGACAAAGCAGAUUAAGUCAUGGCUGCGAACAACACAAAUUUCCUUCUGGAAAUGCUUCAGCCUGCCGACGUUGACCACCUGAUUAUAGCUUUCUGUGCUUCUGUGGCAGUGGGCCUUCUCUUGGGCGCCCUAGUUUAUGUGAUGCUUACUUGGUUUUCCCGACACAAAGCAGGCUCUGCCAGCAUCACCCGCCGCCCGCAUCGCCGUUCGCACACUUCUUCCCGCCAUCGUCCAGGCUUUAACCGCAGCAGCAGCUAUGACCGGCGAAGCAACAACAGCUUAGUGACAGCUGCUUUCACCUUUCACCGCCAGACUUCCUCUCCAGAUCACUUUGACGCAAUGGCGCAUAAAUCCAGCUUCAGGGGCUCCACCUUCCACCCGCUCCUCCAGUGCAGCCAAAUUGCAAGAGAGGCAGAGGAGGGUAGCCAAACCACACUGCCACGUACACCACCUCUGACUACAUCAACUGGAUCAGCUCAAAGCGUAGCCCAGCCAGCUGCCACCCCACCAAGACCAGAGUCAUUUUGGGGGAACAGUGUCAGAGGUCUUCAUGCUACGCAGACCCCACCUCCAGCUUAUGAGAGCAUAAUCAGAGCUUAUCAGGAAACCCGAACCUAAGAGGAGUGAAAGCAGCACUGGCUGAUACUAAUUGGGAGAUGAAUGGAUUUCCAAACUGGACUAAAUCUAUAAUGAUUUUUAUGAUCAGGUGGAGCUGGAGUGGAGAAAACAAAGAGGCCAAGCUCAGCUAAGUGCCCUGCUUAACACAAUAACUUCCUGAAAUUACAUAAUUUUUAGCAAAUCUGCUAUAUAUUUAUAAACAUAUUUGCCUUUCAUCAUUAGAUACUUUUAUACAAAAAAAGAAAUUGUAAACAGUUAUUUGAAUGGUGUUGCAUCCUGUCAAUGGUGAUUAUUUAUAAUGUAAGGCAAGACAUAUGCUUUCUCCGUGCAGGUCGUAUAAUAACUAUGCAAGAAAAGAUGUAAUGAUUGUACACGUGAAGCUUAAAAGAUAAAUAAAAAGUGUGUGUAAGCCUGUAGUUAAUAAAGUGCAUUAGACUAUUUGAUGUUUUAUCAAAUUCAUGAUGAAAACUUGGUUAAAUGGACCUGAUGUUUUUUAUUUUCUGAAUCACAUAUUCAAGAUGAUUUUGUUUAUGUGUUUGCAUGAACAGCACUUGCGAAUGUGACAUGUGAGAAAAUGUGGGCAUUAGGUAUAAGAAUUUUUGUUCUGUAUGUUUUGAAUGUAUUUUACUGGACUCUGCUCUUAAGUUAAUGCAAUAAAGCAAGACUCAAAAAGG
Pundamilia nyererei is the source of this 1551-nucleotide messenger RNA. RefSeq names its product myc target 1a (gene myct1a). Bases 278 to 877 code for a protein of 199 amino acids. Gene Ontology annotation, cellular component: nucleoplasm. The transcript is spliced from 2 exons. The record is from RefSeq and is a predicted model, not a curated record. NCBI's taxonomy places the organism in Eukaryota, Metazoa, Chordata, Actinopteri, Cichliformes, Cichlidae.